UUUCUCCUUCUGCACCAUUUCUCUCUGCAAUUCUCCAACCUACUUUUCUUCUUUCUAUACUUUCCCAGAAAGCUUACAAUAGCUUUAAUUAACUAAGCUUCCAUGGCUGACCCUAAACACCAACAGCAAAGGCCUGGCAUGGAAGGCUUAAACGGCGUUUUCCCUGAAAAGGGUGGCGGCCCUUCAACUUCGCAGAUUAUAGCGGUGGUCACCCUGUUGCCUCUCAGUGGCACCCUCCUCUUCCUUGCAGGUAUUACUCUCACUGGGACACUCAUUGGGCUGGCGAUUACGACCCCAGUUUUCGUGGUUUGCAGCCCGGUUCUGGUCCCUGCAGCCUUGGUCAUUGGCUUAGCGGUGGUGGGGUUCUUGGCAUCUGGAGCUUUUGGGAUCACUGCACUUUCUUCCUUGUCGUGGAUGGCAAACUAUAUUCGGGAGAUGAGGGGAAAACUGCCGCAGCAGAUGGAACAGGCAAAGAGGCGCUUGCAGGAGACGACGGGCCAGAAGGCUAGAGAGUUGGGCCAGACUGUAAGGGGCCAAGAUGUCACAAGAGGUCAAGAGGGUGGCAGGACAUAAUUUAUUCACGGCAAUGGAUGUCAUAUUAUGUGUUCAGUGUUGCGUUGUUGUAUGGUAAAUAUUUGCUAGUUUGUUGGAUAUCACACAUAUUAUAUGUAAUAAGACAGUCUCUGCACAGAGACUAGGACAAAUUUUAGGUUUUGUGUAUAAUCUUUUUGUUGCUGAGUUUGGGUAUCUUACUUUGUUGAUCAAAUAAAUUUUAUUUUGAGUUCAUCGUAA
Messenger RNA from Hevea brasiliensis (rubber tree), 792 nucleotides. Its product is annotated as oleosin H2-like. NCBI's taxonomy places the organism in Eukaryota, Viridiplantae, Streptophyta, Magnoliopsida, Malpighiales, Euphorbiaceae. Gene Ontology annotation, biological process: seed oilbody biogenesis; lipid storage; response to freezing. The coding region runs from base 103 to 573 and encodes 156 amino acids. The record is from RefSeq and is a predicted model, not a curated record. Gene Ontology annotation, cellular component: monolayer-surrounded lipid storage body; membrane. The transcript has a single exon.